CCCCUCCGCAUCGUCAUUCGACUCUCCCUCGGUUCUUUAGCUCUCCAGCUCUUGAGAGCCGCUGGUAGACCCGAUUAUAUCUGGUUCUGCCUCAGCAUCGCGGUUCCGAGUCUCGUCCGUACUGAUUCAUAGCAUUUGGCUCCCCGAAUCGGCGGUUUCCCGACAUUUCUAGACUCCGAGUCUUGUUUCUAGUGGAUUGGACUCUUUCACGACCAUAAAGGUGGAGGGGAACAAGAAAUAAGACAAAACGAGUUGGCAGCCACUCAUUCCACACGUAUCGACGUGGGUUGAGAGGCGUGGAGAACUUGCAGGAUGACUGCUACUAUGAACGGGACGUUCAACUCGACCCCUGACACACCUUCCCCCGUCUAUCCCGAUCGUCUGAUUCGACCUCUCCCUCGACGCACCCUGCGCUCUCGAUUGUCCACCGAUGCGGCCGACACCAUCCAUUACCCACCCACACCGCCAGCUUCGCAGAUUUUCUACGGCGUCGGAGACACAGAAGAGGUGGCCCCUCAUGGGAAAGCCUAUGCUCGGCAAAAAGCAUUGGAGAGACACGAACUAACACCGGAGGCCGACUCACACGGCUUCGAGACGGCCGUGGAACUUGAAAGCGGGGACGAAGACGGGCCAGUAGUCGUACGGCGGAGUGCAGGAUUUCGAGGAUCGAUGUCGCCGGGGUCUAGUCCGCAGCGGCCAGCUUUCUCUGGCCAGGGUCAAAAUCAACACGAGGGUCAAGGUCGGGACGGUUCGCAGAAAUCCUCCGGGCCCGAUGGGUACGAUGCGUUCGAAAACACAAACAACAAGAAAAAGAGGAAAAUUCCAACUCCGGGGAACAUGGGUGGUCAUCACUCUGCUCUCUCCCCGGAAUUUGCCAGCAUGGGUCUAGCUAGCUCGGCCCCGUCACCACCUGCGGCUAGUGAUGGCAUGUCAACAGGUACCUAUUAUGGAAAUGGCAAUCCCGCGUCGCCUUUGAGCAGUGGGAUAUCCGGUUCUGGUCGAGGUCGUUUGGGACGAAGCUCAACUCGCAGCAACAGCGGGCGAAACCCGCUGUCCGCAAAUGCGCAGAAUGCGUGGAUGAAUAGCACUCGGCCGCCUGCUCGGCGGGAUGGCCUGAUGUCCUCCCCUGGACCAUCCGGUGAAUCCGCCGACCAAGGCAUCAUUUCGACUGCCAUUGCCAACGCGGCUACCUUCUCCUCUCCCCCCCGAGGCCCCAGCAAUGUCAGCCUGCUGGAUCAAGAAAACACGACCCCGACCAAGACUCAAUUCACGUUCACGUGCGAAUCGGACUCCUCGAAAGGAAUGGCCUUGCAGCGAAACUCAUACUCUGGGCCAUACCGCUCCCCGACUUCCCCUCUCGCUCCUACUACUCAAAACCCUCGGGGUUUCUCCACACAAGGAACCCAGACGAGCCCAAAUAUGGCUGCACCAAUGAACCAGCAGGUUCCUCCCGGCACGCAAAUGUCGUCCCCGCAAGGAGACCAGGCAUCCGUGGGCCGCAAGAAGAAGCGCUCUCCAGGCAGCGUCUACGCACUGGCCGCGCGACAACGCAAGAUCCAGCAACAAUACACCAACAUCCACCACCCGCCUAGCCUGGAGGACAUCUGGAUUUGCGAGUUUUGCGAAUACGAGAGCAUCUUCGGACACCCGCCGGAGGCACUCAUUCGGCAGUAUGAGCUCAAAGACCGCAAGGAGCGCAAGCGGCUGGCUGAGAAGAAGCGCCUCCUCGAAAAGGCCAAGAUGAAGGGCCGCAAGACCAAGAAGGCGACCAAGAAUGCGAAGAAUGCCUCCUCCCACCAGGGAUAUCAACAAGGCUAUGAUCGCGCCUCAGUCGACCAUUCUUCUGCCGCCGGGUCUGGCCUCCCGGACGACGAGUACAUAGGCCAUGAAUAUGAUGACGACCAGGGAUCUAUUCCAGGCCCCGACCCUGCCUCUCCGACAGAUCUCAAGCCCCCGCUGCCGCCAGCAGACAUUCCCCCCAAGGCCUUUGCAGCUGGUGGAACCGUCAAUGGCGCUGCAGAUGCGGGGGCUAGUCGACCAGCCUGACCUUAGGCACGGUUCGACACGGCACGACCCCUUGACUUGAUCUAACCGGAUCUUGUUGGGACUUUUGCAGGUUGGUCCUUUAUUGAAGUGAGUGUGCAUAUUUUGCUUGAGAACAUGUCUGUUUUUUGCGCGGGUCAGAUAGGAUUCAUCUCCGUUGGGACGGCGUGGAUCGGAUGGUUUACGAGUAUUUGCAUCUUGGAAAUUCCCCCCUCUAUUAAAGCAUUUUUGGAUUGGCGAGCGAUUUUCAUUGGGCAGGGGUUUCUUUUCUUGUUCAUGAAGGGUUUGAUUCUCUGUAAUUGUAAUGACAGAUCUCGCCGUGUUGAGCGAUGUGCAUAUUAAGAAUAUCAUUGGGACUUAGAUCAGAA
Penicillium subrubescens is the source of this 2411-nucleotide messenger RNA. RefSeq lists its product as uncharacterized. The transcript has 4 exons. The coding region runs from base 313 to 2046 and encodes 577 amino acids. The record is from RefSeq and is a predicted model, not a curated record. Lineage: Eukaryota; Fungi; Ascomycota; Eurotiomycetes; Eurotiales; Aspergillaceae.